AUGCAUUUUGGCUGGGCAUAUGAUGGCGUUAAUGGUUCUGUACCUCGUAAUACUGGCUCAGAGUGCGCAGAUUAUCUUUCACCCAGUCGUAAGCUGAUAGAGACAGUUAUAUUAAUACCACUCUGCUUAAUCGCAAUCAAGUGGUCUGUCGGUCGGCUGAAACCUAUGAAUUACCGGCAACCAGAUAGAGCUACUGGUGCUCCGCAGAGUGUGAACAGGCUUCUCAGCAGCAGUAACCAUAAUCUGCAACACAUACAUUACCAGCGCCAUCCCCUUGAAUCGGAUCCACGGGAUCUACUAAUGCCUCAUCACCGGGAAAGAUCAUUCUCUUCAGCUUCGAUCGCUAGUGGAAUAAUGGACGAUUUUCGCUGUCAGCGAUGUAGCCAACCAAGUACAAUAUCGGAACGAGGCACAAACAUUUACGGGGAAAUCCUCGCGCCUAGUUGGGGAAAGCAGUUUCUACUCGUAACAAUGACGCUCACAUUGGGUGUUGAGCUAGGUUUUAAAUUCGCAACUAGGACUGUUAUCUACAUUUUAAACCCUUGUCAUAUUACUACAAUCAUUCAAAUAUAUCUCUUGGCUUGCAAUAAACCAACAAAGAGUAGCACAGUGCUCUUUCGUCUUCAAAUGAAUUUUUUGAAUGGACCGUUACUAGCAUUCAUGUUUCCCGAAACGGAUAGUCGUCAGUUACCGCUAGAAGCAUCAAUCUACUGGAUUCAACAUGCUCUCAUGUGUAUUAUACCCAUUUUUUUGCUCAAAACAGGAGGAGUAUACAAUAUGGAGCCUUUGAACGAUUUUACUUGGAAUAUAAUGGGUUACGCAACUGUUAUAAUCUAUCAUUUCGGAGUUCUGCAAGCUGCAGCCACUCCUGUUCAAGUGAACCUAAACCAUAUGCUGUGCCCAGCUCUAAAAGAUCCCUUCGAAGGACCUAAUUAUAGAAUAUACGCCGUAUUUCACGAAGCAAUUUUAUGCACACUUCUUUGCAAGCUUAUAACUUUUAUGUUUAGGCCAAUGCCGCCACCAGUCCUAACCAAUUCACCGUUCAUUAAAAAUGGACCUCCGGGCGAUACAACUCCAAUAAUUUCAGCGUCUUCUAUGGCUUCUUCUACAUCGCUUCCGCCGCAUCUAAUUUCAUCGUCGCGUCCCUCAUCCAGAUCAUCAUCACCAGCUAAAUCUGCUUCGCUGCUACAGGAGAAUAACAUAAUCAUAAAAACGAGCAAGAUUGAUUAG
Anopheles nili is the source of this 1230-nucleotide messenger RNA. RefSeq names its product transmembrane protein 164. The record is from RefSeq and is a predicted model, not a curated record. Bases 1 to 1230 code for a protein of 409 amino acids. The transcript has 4 exons. NCBI's taxonomy places the organism in Eukaryota, Metazoa, Arthropoda, Insecta, Diptera, Culicidae.